AUGGAUGAGACGACAUCUGCAUCAACCUCAGCGAAGGACGAUGAACCUAUCGAUUCAUCGGACCAAUGGCGUCGUUAUAUGAGCAUGAAGAAAUCCAAACUUCUCUACCAAAUAAAUGCUCGUGAAUCAAAACCAAAAAUUUCGGGAAUAUUUGAUGGUGUUUCUAUCUACAUAAAUGGUUAUACGGACCCACCAGCGUCUGAGCUACGUCGUUUGAUUCAACAACACGGUGGUGAAUUCCAUAUCUAUUAUGAAUACGGUACGACAACGUAUACUGUUGCAACGCAUAUAGCCACUGGAAAGGUGAAUAAAUUGCGUAGGAAUGAGAAAGUGAUUCAUCCAAAAUGGAUUCUUGAUAGUAUCGGAGCAGGUGAGCGAUUACCGGAGUCAAAUUAUCUGGUUUAUAAAAAUUCCGACCAGCAUUCGGCCGUGGGCAUCUCGAAAUUCGUUAAACGUGGUGAGAACACUCUGAAUGCGGCCACUGACCCAAAUUUCAUCACCAAUUUCUAUGAAAGAUCACGUCUUCAUUUGAUCUCUACAUUGGCUCAGGAGAUGAAACAGUACGUUAGUGAAUUGAGAAGUGCAUCGCGGACGCCUGAAUGUCCGACUGAGACAAUAUGUCACAUUGAUUUGGAUUGUUAUUUUGUGUCGAUUGCUUUACGAACCCGACCCGAGCUCAGAGGGAAGCCAGUUGCAGUGACGCAUUCGAGGGGAUCAGAAGAAGGUGCUGGAAUGUCGGAAGUGGCAUCGUGUAGUUAUGAGGCUCGUGCAUGUGGCGUUCGUAAUGGCUGUUACGUGAAACAAGCGAAGAGUUUAUGCCCUGAUUUGAUUUGUGUUCCAUAUCAAUUCGACGAGUAUCGCAAAACUUCGAAACUCAUCUAUGAUAUCUUGACGAGAUUUAUAAUCUUUGUCGAGGCGUCGAUAAAGAUCGUGAAUUUCUUGAAAGGACCAUCCGUAAGUCGAUCUCUUGCGAUAUCAAUUAUGGGAUACGUUUUAGUAAGGUUCGUUGAUGUCUGA
Anisakis simplex (herring worm) is the source of this 1017-nucleotide messenger RNA. Lineage: Eukaryota; Metazoa; Nematoda; Chromadorea; Rhabditida; Anisakidae. The record is from the annotation of a GenBank genome assembly.